UUACUCUUCCUUUAGCAGACAUCGGUUUGGGGAGAGAACCAAGUUUUCUUGCAAAAGAUUGAAUUUUUGUGUUAAGGCUGAGAAUUCAAAUGAGCCCUCUUCCUCUUCUUUGGCCGUUGAGGAGCGGAAAACUGAUGUGAAUGAGAAGAAAGAUUUGCAUAUAGGAGAUGGGUUGAGUAGUUCUAAGAGCGAGGGUGAUGAGUCUGAGGAGAAGGAGAAAGAAAAGCUGCAAGAAAUGGAUUGGAAGAGUGAUGAUGAGUUCAAGAACUUCAUGGGGAAUCCUUCUAUUGAGGCUGCUAUAAAACUUGAGAAGAAAAGGGCUGAUAGGAAGCUCAAGCAGCUUGAUCGGGAGAGAAGUGACAAUCCAAUUAUUGGUUUCUUUAACAAUUUGGUUCGUGACAAUUUGUCCAGAGAGAAAGAGAGGUUGGAGAAAGCAGAGGAGACUUUCAAGGCUCUUGAUCUUAACAAGUUGAAGAGCUGUUUCGGGUUUGAUUCAUUCUUCGCGACGGACGUCAGGAGAUUUGGAGAUGGUGGAAUCUUUAUUGGAAAUUUGAGGAAACCAAUAGAAGAAGUGAUACCUAAAUUGGAGAAGAAGUUAUCAGAAGCUGCAGGAAGAGAGGUGGUGGUAUGGUUUAUGGAAGAGAAAACUGAUGAGAUCACAAAGCAGGCAUGCGUGGUGCAACCAAAGACUGAGAUGGAUCUUCAGUUCGAGUCUAUGAAACUAAGUACUCCUUGGGGUUAUGUUAGUGCAGUAGCGUUGUGCAUUACGACUUUUGGGACAAUUGCUUUGACGAGUGGCUUCUUCCUCAAGCCUAAUGCAACCAUUGAUGACUACCUGGCUGAUGUCGCACCUCUGUUUGGUGGAUUCUUGACCAUUUUGGCAGUCUCUGAGAUAGCAACAAGAGUAACUGCAGCACGUUAUGGUGUCAAACUCAGUCCUUCCUUCCUAGUUCCAUCAAACUGGACUGGAUGCCUUGGUGUUAUGAAUAACUACGAGUCUUUGCUGCCAAACAAGAAGGCUCUGUUUGAUAUUCCUGUGGCACGAACAGCCAGUGCAUAUCUGACAUCAUUGGUCCUUGCUGUUGCUGCUUUUAUAGCUGAUGGCAGUUUUAAUGGGGGCGACAAUGCACUGUACAUAAGGCCUCAGUUCUUUUACAAUAAUCCCCUUCUUUCCUUUAUCCAAUAUGUGAUUGGACCAUACACAGACGAUCUUGGCAAUGUGCUGCCGUAUGCAGUUGAAGGUGUUGGCGUCCCUGUUGAUCCCCUUGCUUUUGCUGGACUGCUAGGCAUGGUUGUGACUUCUUUGAACUUGCUCCCAUGUGGAAGACUCGAAGGAGGCCGCAUCGCCCAAGCUAUGUUCGGAAGAAGCACCGCCACUUUAUUAUCUUUCGCUACUUCACUGCUGCUAGGCAUCGGUGGCCUAAGUGGAAGCGUACUCUGCUUGGCAUGGGGACUCUUUGCAACAUUCUUCCGAGGGGGAGAGGAGAUCCCUGCAAAGAACGAGAUCACCCCAUUGGGAGACGACCGGUUUGCUUGGGGGUGUGUGCUCUUCUUGAUAUGCUUCCUCACUCUUUUCCCCAAUGGAGGAGGAACCUUCUCCAGUUCAUUUUUUGGCGCCCCAUUUUUCAGGGGCGAUCUGUAAGUGUAGUGGAAAUAUGUAUAUAUAUGUAUGUAGAUGCUUGAAUUUCACUCUAUUAUUACAACGUCAAGAUUGUUAUAAAUUGUAAGCCUUUCUCUGAAGGUUUUCCUACAAUGACAAAGACCAGAAACCAUGGAAGUCAUCA
Molecule: messenger RNA, 1784 nt
Organism: Sesamum indicum (sesame)
Lineage: Eukaryota; Viridiplantae; Streptophyta; Magnoliopsida; Lamiales; Pedaliaceae
Gene: EGY3
Product: ethylene-dependent gravitropism-deficient and yellow-green-like 3
Source: RefSeq, a predicted model, not a curated record